Messenger RNA from Prunus persica (peach), 600 nucleotides. RefSeq lists its product as uncharacterized. The record is from RefSeq and is a predicted model, not a curated record. NCBI's taxonomy places the organism in Eukaryota, Viridiplantae, Streptophyta, Magnoliopsida, Rosales, Rosaceae. Bases 1 to 600 code for a protein of 199 amino acids. The transcript is spliced from 3 exons.
AUGGAGGACUACUUCUGUGAAAGACCACUUUAUCCCCUAGUGGACUUUUGUAGGCGGUUCCGUAUGAGAAAAGAGCUUUUCUAUUGCAUCUUGAAUGAUGUUGUUGCAUAUGAGCCAUACUUUAACCAGAAGAUAGACGCUUGUGAACGACAAAGUUUAUUCCCAGAGCAGAAGCUAACAGCAGUUUUUCAAAUGCUCGCAUAUGGAUACUGGGCAGACUCCACCGACGAGUACUGUAGAUUGGUGUAUGGCCAGUGGUACCUCUAUUCCCCAAAUCCGGCUGACCUUUACAAGCUCUUGCACAAGGCUAGUCGCAGAGGAUUCCCAGUCAAUGGAGUGUCUCCCCAUAUCCAAUAUGUUGUCAAUGGAAAUGAAUACAAUCUGGGUUAUUACUUGGCUGAUGGUAUCUACCAUCGUUGGGCUACAUUGGUUAAGAUGAUUUCCCAACUGAAUACUCCCAAAAAAAAGGACUAUUUGCCCAAAAUCAAGAGGCUUAUAGGAAGAAUGUCGAAAGAGCCUUCGGAAGACUUCAGGCUUAAUGAGCAAUUGUUAGGGGACCUGCACGUAUGUGGCAUAAAGAACAACUUCAUUCAAUCAUGA